Messenger RNA from Histoplasma mississippiense, 3621 nucleotides. RefSeq lists its product with no specific name. The record is from RefSeq and is a predicted model, not a curated record. Gene Ontology annotation, molecular function: phosphopantetheine binding; catalytic activity. The coding region runs from base 1 to 3621 and encodes 1206 amino acids. Gene Ontology annotation, cellular component: cytoplasm. The transcript has a single exon. Lineage: Eukaryota; Fungi; Ascomycota; Eurotiomycetes; Onygenales; Ajellomycetaceae. Gene Ontology annotation, biological process: amino acid activation for nonribosomal peptide biosynthetic process; secondary metabolite biosynthetic process.
AUGUCAAGAAAAGAGCUUAUUAGGCAUAAGGCUUUCUCAUCACAGAAGGAGCCGCAAUCAGAGAAGGAGCGACAAUUGGCACAUCUCUGGAAAGGUCUAUUCGGCGCUGAAGCGGAGAUUGAUGUACAGAGCAAUUUCUUCGACUUAGGAGGAGAUUCUCUCAUGGCAAUGAAACUGGUGGCCGCUGCACGCGCGGAAAACCUUCUCACCAGCGUAGCUGAUAUAUUCCGGCAUCCAAUCUUAUCCGAACUGGCUAUAACCCUAAAGCAUUCUGAUUCCGAAGCGGAAAUCGAUGUGCCGCCAUUUUCCCUCCUGGAUUCACACUGGAAAGAGAACAAUGCGCGCAUCGAAACGGCAAAACUCUGCGGGAUUGACGCAACAUCAGUCAUGGAUGUCUACCCUUGUACGCCAUUGCAAGAAGGCUUGAUGGCCCUUUCUGCCAAAGUCAGCGAAGCGUAUGUUGCUCAGCGAGUUGUCGAGCUAGCAGAUUUCCAAACCGCACAGCGGCUCCAAAGGGCGUUCGAAACUGCAGCUGCAGACUCCCCAAUAUUACGCACACGCAUAGUGCAGGUUCCCGGUCGUGGUCUCAUGCAGGUUGUUUUGAAAGAUGGGAUCACAUGGCGUGCAGGCACGACCCUAGAGGAGUACUUGGUUAAAGACCGGAAUGAAUCAAUGGGAUUAGGCACACCGCUCGCGCGUUUUGCAGUUACUUCAAAUGAGACAACAGGCAAAUUCCAUUUUGUCUUGACAAUACAUCAUGCUUUGUAUGAUGGUUGGUCUAUGCCAUUGGUAGUGCGGCGCGUUAAUAGGGCGUUUAACAACCAAGAAUCAGAAAGAUCAGUCGCUUUCAACUCCUUUAUUAAACACCUCAGCGGCCUCAACCAUAAAGAUUCCGAGAUAUACUGGAAGGAACAACUGCAAGGCGCGAAUGGUUUGCAGUUCCCAGCUCUCCCGCGGGCUAGAUACCAAACACAGGCUCAAUCGCUAUUGGAACAAUACUUCCUGCUAGGGAAGACAUCGGCAUCAAGUACCAGCAUUGCGACCUCUAUCAGAGCAGCCUGGGCUUUGGUUGCAGGAAAAUAUACCUUAUCCGAUGAUGUCAUAUUUGGAGAAACUCUUACAGGGAGAAAUGCACCUGUUGUUGGUAUUGAAAAAAUCGAAGGGCCCAUGAUUACCACCGUCCCCGUGCGGGUACGGAUUGACCGAAAUGCACGCGUUAGCGAGUAUCUACGAACAGUCCACGAUGACAGUAUACUUCGUAUCCCCCAUGAACACAUGGGGCUGCAGCAUAUCAGACGUCUGACCCCUGACGCGCGCGAAGCUUGCGAGUUGAGGACCGGCAUUGUCAUUCACCCAACCACAACGGAGGAUAGCACGAGCCUGACGGGAGAUGGACCAGCCAAUGGUUUUGUCCCAGCCGGAGAUGAGGACGCUGCCCGCGAGGCAUUGAAAUUCAAUACGUAUGCUCUUAUGUUGGUUUGCUCGUUGGAUCCCAAAGGUUUCCUGGUUAUGGCCAGCUUUGAUUCGGCCACAAUUGACGUCUGUCAAAUGGAUAAGGUGUUGGGGCAAUUCGGACAAACCGUACAACGACUAUGUGAAAAUGGGAAUUCUCUUGUCAGCGAUUUGCUACCAAUGACAGACGAAGAGCUAGCUGAGAUAUGGCGUUUCAGCAAUACCUACAAACCAAAUAGUGGAGAUGAGGUAGUUUUGGGUCAUGACUACUCGGAUGCAACUGCAACUUGGAUAGUUGCUCCUGAAGAUUCGGAACAGUUAGUCCCGCUUGGGGGAAUAGGAGAGCUCGUCAUCGAAGGGGAUUUCCCAACAAACACUUCCAUUCAAAUCAGCGGUACCAAAUGGCUUUCUGCUGGUCAUCGGGAUAUUCCAGGAAGGCAAGCGACCCUUCAUAAAACGGGCCAGUUAGCCAAGUACAACAGUGAUGGUUCGUUAGUGAUCCUAGGGGGAAAGGGCGGCAAUAUCAAACCUGACAUGGAAAUUAAGAAACCGGAAGCCAAAAGUCAGUCACAAGUGACAACUCCCAAACAACAGAAGUUACGAAAGCUCUGGGCACGCGUCCUUGGGAUUAGUGAGGACGAGGUUGGCUUUAAUGACAGUUUCUUUGACCUCGGCGGCGACUCUAUUAGCGCUAUGAAAUUGGUGUCGGAGGGAAGAUUGGAAAAUCUCGAAUUGGUAGUUAUGCAGGUUUUCCAGCAUCGUCGUUUUCACGAUAUGGCGGAUAUUGCGAAGGAGUCGCUACCUCUCCAAGUAGCUACGAAACAAUAUAGUCCAUUUUCGACUCUUGACGUCUCAGAUGUUGAUACCUUUAUUUCUGAAUCUAUCCACCCCUCGCUUAUGAACUCAAGCUGGAAAGUAGUAGACGUCCUUCCUGCACGUCCUCUCCAGGAGAUCGCCGUGGAUGGGACAAUCAACCUUCCCCGGUAUUCUGCACGGUACGAAUUAUUCUACUUGGAUGCAGCUGUCGACCAGUCGCACCUAUUCAAAAGCUGUCAGGAACUCAUAUCUCGCAACGAGAUCCUACGGACGAUUUUUGUCAAGUCCGGCGGUUCUUGUUUCGGUGUUGUGAUAGAGGAACUACAACUUCCCUUAGAUGAAUACCAAAUAGACGGCGACCUGACAGCUUUUGCGGAGCAGCUUUGUGGUCUUGAUAUCCAGACGGUGAUGCCACUUGGAUCCCCUUUCAUAAAGUUCUUCUUUGUCCAGAGUUCUAGUGGACUGAGUUGCCUGAUCAUGCGUAUUUCCCAUGCUCAAUAUGACGAAAUCUGCCUCCCCAUUUUACUUCGUCAGCUUUCCGCUUUAUACGAGGGCGAGCUGGUUCCUGCAGGCUUACCUUUCUCGUCAUUUGUCCACCACAUCGUCAGAAACAACAUCCCACAAAGCAUAGAAUACUGGCGACGCCUGCUCCGAGGUUCCUCUAUGUCAGUUCUGCGCCCAUCAACGCCGUUAAUCAGCAAAAAGUCGAUUUUUAUAUCCAAAACGUUUGAUAUCUCAUCACGUUCGAAAGAAAUCACGCUUGCCACUCUUCCUACAGCUGCAUGGGCACUAUGCUUGGCUCGCCGUUUGUCCAUACGUGACGUCACAUUCGGAGAAGUUGUCAGUGGUCGCAACAUCGAUUUCGCCAAUUGUGACACGGUGGUAGGACCUACUUGGCAGUACAUUCCAGUAAGAGUCAAGUUCAAGUCUGGUUGGACGGUAGUCGACCUGCUCAACUUUGUUCAACAUCAGCACAUCUCAAGCACGCCGUUCGAAGGCAUAGGGCUUAAGGAAAUUGUUCGGAAAUGUACAGACUGGCCCGAGACGACGGAAUGGUUUGACUCUGUCGUACAUCAAGACGUUGAGCAUGUGGAGAGCCUACGUUUGUUGUCAGCCAAUAGCCGAAUGGAUACUAUUUACCCACACCUGGAGCCUCUUCGUGAGUGGAAAAUACAGGCUUUCCCGAAAGGGGACAGCUUAUGUAUCGAGAUCGUCACAUUUGAGUCCUGGAGAGCAGAGGCCGAUUCUAUCCUCAACGAAAUGGGUGACAUUAUCUCGCUGCUGGUGACCAAACCAAAUUCAACAUUGUUUCGGACAGACGUGAUGGAAGAGAGCACUCCACCUACGAGCUGA